Oldenlandia corymbosa var. corymbosa is the source of this 1423-nucleotide messenger RNA. The record is from the annotation of a GenBank genome assembly. Lineage: Eukaryota; Viridiplantae; Streptophyta; Magnoliopsida; Gentianales; Rubiaceae.
ACCAAAUUUCCCCCAUUCGUAUAUUAAAUAUAAUGGCUUAAACCCUUUUGUUGAUUUGAUUAAUUGUUUGAUAUUUAACAAUUUCUCGAAAAAAAAAUUCUCUUCCUCCUUCAUCAGACAACAACGUUUGAUGAAGAGGAAGAUGGACCUCUUGUAAGAAAACAACAAUGGAAUAGAGAUUUGUAUAACAAAUCUUCAAUAGAAGAAUUAAUUUUAUUUGAAAAAACAGAAAAAAAAAAACAAUAUUUUGUCCAAAUUUGUUAUAAUUAAAAUUCCAGCUAUGUUUUCGUCAGCUGGAUCAUUCAAAAGGUAUACAGAUAUGAAGAAUCAGGACGACGAGUUAGAAGCUGGAAGGAGGAUUGCAAAUGAUGCAACCCAUCUGGAUCAUUUCACCCAUGAAAUUGACCUGAGCAAAGAAGAUUUGAAAACCAUUGAGAAACUCAGGAAAAAACUCAAUGAUAGCAAUGAACAAGCCAGAACAAUCCAGCGUGCUUCCAAAAUGAGGGAGCUGAAAUUCGACAUGGAAACCGAUCUCGAUCAGGUUUUGAAGCUUGCCAAAAACAUCAUCCACAGGAUUGAAGGGUUAGACAGAUUGUUAAACAAUAAUAACAACAAUAACAAUCCGCCUGAAAGGAGGCUUUCUUCGGCUACAGGGCCAUCCAUUGAAAGAACCCGGAUUUCUCUGAUUAUGGGGAUUGGCAAAAAGCUGAGGGAAGUGAUGGAUGAGUUUCAAGGGCUAAGAGUUAGACUCGCAGCUGUUUACAAAGAAACUGUGGAAAACAGAUAUUUCUGCAUUGCUGGAGAGAAGAAAUUCAUCGAGACGAUUGAGAAUCUGGCGGCGAAUGGAGAACUCGAGGACAGUUUAAGCGACGCGAUUCAGGAACACGGGAGGGAUCGGGUGGUUGAUUUUGUGGAUGAGAUUCAUGAGAGACGAGAAGGGUCUAAGAAUAUGCAGAGGAAUUUGGUUGAACUUCAUCAGAUGUUUUUGGAUAUGACUUCACUUGUUGAGACACAGGCUCACAAAUCCGCCAACGGGAAUGGGAAUGGGAAUGGCACUGGGAAUGGAAAUGGGGAUCAUCAAAUGGUUCGUGGGAAUUCGUUUUUGAAACCAGCCGGGGCGGCUCAGUUGCAAGAUCAACAAAUGGAUUAUGAUGGGGAAGCCAAGAGGAGGGCUACAAUCGGUUUGGUGCUGGCUGUUUUCCUGGUUUUCAUGAUCAUUAUUCCUCUUUUCGUUGCCGAAUCCAAUAGAGACAUGGAAUAAUAGGGAGAUGAUCGAUCUUCUAUCUCAACUUUUGUGUGCCAGUUAAUUAUGUCCCGUCGAUGAAACAUGUCGUUUCAAUAAUCGAUACUAUGCAUUAUUAAAUUAACAACAUGCACAUGUGUCCUCAAGCUUUCAUAAGCAUAUCACCUAUUGUUUCACCGC